This is a messenger RNA of Dryobates pubescens (Downy woodpecker), 1904 nucleotides long. It is a transcript of the gene FECH, whose product is annotated as ferrochelatase. The record is from RefSeq and is a predicted model, not a curated record. NCBI's taxonomy places the organism in Eukaryota, Metazoa, Chordata, Aves, Piciformes, Picidae. Gene Ontology annotation, biological process: heme biosynthetic process. Bases 182 to 1237 code for a protein of 351 amino acids. The transcript has 10 exons. Gene Ontology annotation, molecular function: protoporphyrin ferrochelatase activity.
CUGGGUGCCUGUGGGCAGCCCUCAUGCCAGCUGUCAGCAGGCUGCUCUCUUCCCUGCAGUGCUGGGGGGCAGCAGCCAGCUGCGGGUGCCGCUGCGCUGGAGGGGGCAGGCGGCGGCGGCCACGCAGAGCAGGACGCCCCAGCUGCAGCCACAGGCACGGAAGCCUAAAACAGGGAUCCUGAUGCUGAACAUGGGGGGCCCCGAGCGGCUGGAUGAUGUGCACGACUUCCUGCUGCGCCUCUUCCUCGACAGGGACCUCAUGACGCUGCCAGCACAGAGCAAGCUGGCGCCGCUGAUCGCCAGGCGCCGCACCCCCAAGAUCCAGGAGCAGUACAGCAGGAUCGGCGGCGGCUCGCCCAUCAGGAAGUGGACAGCACUGCAGGGGGAGGGCAUGGUCAAGCUGCUGGACAGCAUGUCUCCUCACACAGCCCCCCACAAGUACUACAUCGGGUUCCGCUACGUGCACCCGCUGACGGAGGAGGCGGUGCAGGAGAUGGAGCAGGACGGCAUCGAGAGGGCCGUGGCCUUCACCCAGUACCCCCAGUACAGCUGCUCCACCACAGGCAGCAGCCUGAACGCCAUUUACCGCUACUACAGCCAGAGGGGGCAGAAGCCCAGCAUGAAGUGGAGCACCAUCGACCGCUGGCCCACGCACCCCCUGCUCAUCCAGUGCUUCAGCGACCACAUCCAGAAGGAGCUGAACCUCUUCCCCCCUGACAAGAGGAAAGACGUCGUCAUCCUCUUCUCUGCUCACUCCCUGCCCAUGUCUGUGGUGAACCGCGGCGAUCCCUACCCCCAGGAGGUGGGAGCCACUGUGCAGAGGGUGAUGGAGAAGCUCAACUACUCCAACCCCUACAGGCUUGUGUGGCAGUCCAAGGUUGGCCCCAUGCCCUGGCUGGGCCCCCAGACAGACGAGACCAUCAAGGGGCUGUGCCAGAGGGGGCAGAGGAACAUGCUGCUGGUGCCCAUAGCCUUCACAAGCGACCACAUCGAGACCCUCUACGAGCUGGACAUUGAGUACGCCCAGGUGCUGGCCAGCGAGUGUGGAGUUGAAAACAUCAGAAGAGCAGAGUCUCUGAAUGGGAACCCUCUGUUCUCCAAGGCCCUGGCAGACCUGGUGUGCUCCCACCUGCAGUCCAAGGAGGUCUGCUCCAGGCAGCUGACCCUCUGCUGCCCGCUCUGCGUCAACCCAGUCUGCAGGAAGACCAAAGCCUUCUUCACAGAGCAGCAGCAGUGAGGGCUGCUCAGGGGGCACCCCGGGGGGCAGCCCAGCACAGACCACCUGGCCAAGCUCUCCUCUGUCCCACGGCUGCAGGCUGCUGCUCUGAUGCUGCUCACCUCGGGCAGCAGCCAGGGGGGCAGGGCUCUGGGGGCUGGGUUUGGCUGUGCUGUGUUUGAGGAGGGCUGCUGGCAGGCAGGGGGUGAGGAGCUUUGUCCUGGGAGCUGCUCUCCUCCUGGCUGGGCAGGGCAGGAGCCCAGCAGUGUGCACUGAGCCCCCGCUGUGCUCCGGGGGGCUGCCAUUCGCUAUGCAGGGGCUGGCUGUGUGCAGCUCUGCCCUGAGUUGCUCUCCUUCACUUUUAGGUCAGGCAUUGCAAGAUUUGGGUUGUUUACACUUAGGGCACACCCAGCAGAGUCCCCCACUGGCCCCCCUCAAUUCUCAGUGACCUCUAAUGCUUUCCAGGCUGUUUGGUUUUGCUUUGCUUUGGUUUUGCUUUGCUUAGUUUGGUUUUGCUUUGGUUUUGCUUUGCUGCCUUGCUUGGUUUCCUGCUGCCAGCAGCUCCUGGGGCAGGCAUAGCUGGGGCAGUAGGGAUGCACGGGGCUGGUUUGCAUUGCCCAGCACAAACACUCUCCUGCCCUGCAGGAGAGCCUCUGGGCCUGAAGGGCACAAAGAGCAGGGAGGCUUG